This is a messenger RNA of Durio zibethinus, 1005 nucleotides long. Lineage: Eukaryota; Viridiplantae; Streptophyta; Magnoliopsida; Malvales; Malvaceae. The record is from RefSeq and is a predicted model, not a curated record.
AUGGGUCUCAAUGGCACAAUCCCACCUCACUUGGGAAAUCUCUCAUUUCUUGCUUGCCUCGAUAUUUCAAAUAACAGCUUUCAUGGCUCAAUACCCAUCGAGUUGUCUAAUUUGUGUCGUCUGAAAUAUAUAAACUUUGGUCAAAACAACUUCAGUGGGGAAAUCCCAUCAUGGUUUGGUUCUUUCACUAUACUUCGAAGCCUGUUUUUGUAUAGUAACAACUUCAACGGUGCUGCUCCAUCGUCAUUGGGCUAUUUGUCAAACUGGAAGAGUCACAUCCCAUCAGAUAUGUUUGAUGUCCUUCCGAAAUUAAAAUUUCCAUCUUUGGAUUAUAACAACCUACCCUGUAGAAUUCCAGCCAGCUUAUUCAAGUGCAAAGAGUUAGAACAUUUAGACUUGCGUUACAACUCUUUGGAGGGAAGUAGCCCUACAGACAUCAGGAAGUUGACUAUGCUCAAGAAGUUAUUUCUCAACCGGAACAACCUCGCAGGUUGCUUGGGAAGAAGUUUUAACAUCAACAAAAACCAACUGGAAGGGUCAGUUCCUCCGUCUUUGCUUAAUUACAAGGAUUUGAAACUAGUAGAUUCAAGGAACAACAGGUUACAUGACACCUUUCCGAAUUGGUUAGGAAAUUUGGAACUACAAGUCCUUAUCUUGAGAUGUAACAGAUUCUAUGGUCGCAUAGAUGAUUUCGAUGCUACAUUUUCCUUGUCUCAUUUGCGAAUUAUCGAUCUCUCUGACAAUGACUUCAAUGGGUAUUUGCCAACAAAAUUGUUUGGAAAUUUGAAUGCCAUCAAGGAUGGGAAUCAAAAGAAAGUUGAAGCAGAGUAUAUGAGGGAUGAUUAUUAUAAUCGGAAUAUUAAUGUGUACUAUGAUCAAUCUAUAUCCAUUACAACAAAAGGGUUGGAGAGAGAGGAAACACCGAGGGAGGACAAAUCUGAGAAGUUGAAAAGGAGAUUUUCCAAGCUUGUCCCCGCGGCUGGAAAGAGUUCUCUCAUUCCCUAA